Messenger RNA from Schistosoma turkestanicum, 1622 nucleotides. The record is from the annotation of a GenBank genome assembly. NCBI's taxonomy places the organism in Eukaryota, Metazoa, Platyhelminthes, Trematoda, Strigeidida, Schistosomatidae.
CUCAAGUAAACAACCAAUCAGAUAGUUUCAUUCCGAUAGACAUAAAUGUACAUAAAUCAAAAAAGUAUAAUACAGUUAUUCUAGAUUCCUGUUUCACAACAACAACAACAACAAUAAUGUCCAGUUUAAUGGAAGAGUUAAACUCUUUAGCGAAUCAAUAUCAAGUGGAUUUGAAUUCAAUCGAUUUCGCCAUCAAAUUAGACGAGCAUGAUGUAUUACGCUCGUAUCGAUCAGAAUUUCAUUUACCCAACUAUGAUGAAGUAAUGAAAACAAUCUAUACAAAUCCAACAGAAUAUAAUCAACCGAUAACUACUACUACUACUACUGAAAAUGAUACCACAAAUCAUACCAAACAAAUUAUCUACUUUUGUGGUCAUUCCAUGGGAUUACAACCAAAACGUUUACACGCUUAUUUAACUAGUAUAUUAAAUCAAUGGAGUAAUUUAGGCGUGUUAGCUUAUCAUUAUGGUGAAUUGCCAGCAUCUCACUGUGAUCAACAAUUAUCCAUGGAUUGUGCACAAUGGAUUGUCAAUGCCAAACCACAUGAAGUAGCGAUCACUUGUAAUUUAACAGUGAAUAUGCAUACAUUAUUAGCAAAAUUCUAUCGACCAAAAGGCGAGAAACAAUGUAUUCUUAUUGAAGAUGACAUUUUUCCAAGUGAUUAUUAUGCAUUAGAAUCACAAAUUCAUUGGCAUGGUUUAAAUCCAAUCGAUUGUAUAAUUAAAAUGAAACCACGUGCAGAGGAAUAUUGUUUAAGAAAUGAAGAUAUUUUACAAACAAUACAAAAAAAUCAACAUAGAAUUGCAUUGAUUUGGUUACCAGGUAUACAAUAUAUUACAGGACAAUUAUUUAAUAUGAAAUUAAUUACUCAAUGGGGUCAUCAUUAUUGUCAAUGUCCAGUAGGAUGGGAUUUAGCUCAUGCUAUUGGUAAUGUUCCAUUAUAUUUGCAUGAUUGGAAUAUUGACAUGGCUGUAUGGUGUUCAUAUAAAUAUUUGAAUGGAAGUCCUGGUGCAUUGGGAGGAUUGUUUAUUCAUGAAAAAUAUCAUCAUGAAGAAUCAAGUUAUGGACCGACUAUAAAUAAAUCGAACAGGGAUAGUAGUAAUGAUAUGAUAAUGAUUGAUGUAUCUGGUCCUCAACUGACCGGUUGGUGGAGUCAUCGUAAUGAAACACGAUUCAAUAUGACUGGACAUAUGGAGCUAGCUAAAGGUGCUGAUGCUUAUCGUUUGUCUAAUCCACCAUUAUUAUUAGCUGCAACUUUAACAGUCAGUAUUAAUAUUGUCAAAUUAUGUGGUGGUAUGAAUAAUUUACGUGAGAAAUCAAUCAAACUAACUAAUUAUCUUGAAUAUCUCAUCACCAAUAGUCCAUUAGCAUUAAACAAUGAUCAAUAUUGUCUGGUUACACCAUCCAGUUCUACAGAACGUGGAGCACAAUUAACAUUGUGCUUUCAUCAGGUGAAUGUAAAAGAAAUCUAUGAAAAUCUAUUAAAAUUAGGUGUAAUAUGUGAUUAUAGAUUGCCGAAUUUUCUACGUAUUACACCGAUACCAUUGUAUAAUAGUUUUGAAGAUGUUUACCUAUUUGUACAGCGUCUUCGUCAUUUACUUUUGAUUUCUAGGACAGUUUGA